Molecule: messenger RNA, 1545 nt
Organism: Penicillium cinerascens
Lineage: Eukaryota; Fungi; Ascomycota; Eurotiomycetes; Eurotiales; Aspergillaceae
Product: pentachlorophenol monooxygenase
Exons: 3
Coding region: 1-1545 (514 amino acids)
Molecular function (GO): FAD binding
Source: RefSeq, a predicted model, not a curated record
AUGGCGGCUAUUUCUAAUGAAAUCUUGAUCGUUGGCGGUGGUCCGUCUGGACUACUCCUUGCCCAUGAAUUGCUCCGCCGCAGAAUACCCGUUCGCAUCAUCGAAAAGCGACCCGGUCCAUCACACACAAGCCGGGCAAUGACUAUUCAUGCUCGAUCGAUGGAAAUGUUCGAUCAUAUGGGUCUGGCGAAUCGGCUUGAAGAAGUGCCAUUGCCAACCCGAUACCCUUUCUACUAUAAGAUCAGCCAAAACGAUUUUGAACUAGCUCUCCGUGAACUGAUGUUGUCGAAAUAUUCCAUUGGUCCAGAGUAUAAAACCGAGCUCAUUGAUUUGAAGCAAGAUGUUCAGGUUGUUACAGCCACCAUUCGCAACCCAGAUGGUACAACAGCUGUCACCGUGUACCCAUGGGUGGUGGGUUGUGAUGGGGUUCAUAGCUUCGUGCGAAAUGCGGCAGGGAUCAAGUUCGAGGGUGAUACAGUGGCGGUGAUGAGCAUGGCAGAUUUGGAACUGAAAAAUGUUAAUUUUGAUGAUCGGUGGAUGAACUACUAUUUCAAUGAGGACCUUUUUAUGAAUUGCACCAAGAUGCCGGGAAAGCUAUGGAGAAUCUACAUGAGUGAGCCGACAGGGGAUUAUGUCUUUGCUACGGAUCAGCAGAAGGCAUACCAGGAAGUUGCUGAUAAAUUGGGGAUCGGGUUCCAGGUCGGCCGGAUGCACUGGCAAACUGCAUGGAACGUUCGCAAUCAUAUUGCGGAAACAUACCGCGCCGGUCGCAUGCUGAUAUGUGGUGAUAGUAGCCAUGUUCAUUCCCCCUCGGGAGGUCAGGGCAUGAAUGGUUGCAUGCAGGAUGCCUUCAAUCUAGGCUGGAAACUUGCGGCUGUCUACAAGAAGCAGGCGAGUGAGUUCAUACUCGACUCAUAUGAACGUGAGCGCAAACCGAUUGGCAAGCAAAUCAGCGAAGGUGCGAUGUCCACGCAUGAAAUUGUCAUGGGUUUUGGUAUCCCGCCCGAAGAUCGCCUGCAUCUUACGCGAGAACCUGGAUGGGAGUUGCGGACUGUCAAUCUUGUUAGCGGCCUCUCGCACAAUUACAGUGGCGUUUCCAACCUGCCGAAGGACCUUACUCCCGUGCCGGGCCCUCAGGCUGGGGAUCGUGCACCGGAUGCGCUCCUGAUUCAAGAACCCAAAAGACGCAUUUAUGAUGUUUUCCGGCGGCCACAGUUCUCCCUUAUAGUGGCCCCUGGUACGGAUGCAACAGAUGUGAUCGACAUUGGCGCCAGAGUCCGUGAUGAGAUGGACCGACUGUUUUUGGGCCAAGUAUCAACAUAUCUUGUCAUCAAUGCAGACAGCCCUGACCCACGCUUCGACUUCGAUCACCAGUCUUUAGAUGAACUUGACGAGUUCACGCAACGAUAUAAGAUCGGCUCAGAAGGUCGACUGGUUCUCGUUCGUCCCGAUCUAUAUAUCGGAAUGGCCUGUCUACCUGGCGAGUGGGAGAAGGUUGUCCAGUACAUGAAGCAGUGGUUCUUGACGUCUCAAGAAGCAAGUUAG